UUACAAGCAUCAAAUUUUAUCCAUCCCGCAUAAGAUACCAAUCUACUUCAACUUUAUAGGCAUUGUGUUAUCCUCAAAAUAAUUAAAUUGUUUUAAAAAAAAAAAACAAUUUCUGAGGAAGAAGUGGAAAAUAUCUUCUUGUGCUCUUGACUAAGAAAUUUGACUUGUGGAUAUACAUUCUCUAUAUUCUACCAAUAUAAAAAUGAAUGUUUUACCGCAGACUGGUUAUCCGUUUCCUCCCGGAUUUUGGCCUUUUGCGACAUGUGCCGGAAUGAAGACGAUGGACCUACCAAUCCAUCCUGCCUUCAUCCACACACCGUAUCCGACAUAUGCAAUCCCUCCAUCCGCCACGGUCUCACCAAUGAUCCACCCAGGAGUUCGAUCCAAAGCCGAUUCUUUUACGAUAGAUGCUAUUCUUAACAGAGACAAAUCAGAGAGUAUUUCAAGAAAGAUAAAAUCACCGAGUUAUCUUGACAAUGAGUGUGGAAAAGAUGUUGACAUUCAUUCAAGGCGUCACCAGAGACUAUUUGCCAAUUCACAUCCAUACCUAGCAUCCUCUGAAAAAUCCUGCUCCGACCGUACAUCAGUUAAAAGUCCCUCCGAAGUAUUUGAUGAUGAUCAAAAAGAUGACAAAAAAUUGGAAUGUAAACAGGGUUGGAAACAGGGCAAAGGAAAGAGAGUACGCACAAUCUUCACCCCUGAGCAACUGGAACGACUAGAGGCGGAAUUUGAAAAACAACAGUAUAUGGUUGGAACAGAGAGGUACUAUUUGGCUUGCUCCUUGAACUUGACCGAAGCCCAAGUGAAAGUUUGGUUCCAAAACAGGAGAAUCAAAUGGCGGAAACAGACACUGGAACAGCAGCAAGCCAAGCUUGCCCGAUUCGAUCUCUUUAAAGAUUCCCUGGAAUCGGAAUCAGGAUACAGUGAUUCAGACGAUGAUAAUUCUAACAAAGGAACCAGUUUUCCCACGUCUCCAGAUCAGCGAUGCGUAACGGCAGAAGUUCCGUCAAAUGCUUACACACCACCGUAUUAGGAACUGUUGUGUGACGUCAUUUUUCAGAUCAGUAUUAAACAAAAACGAAUGUAAGCCAAUGUCCGCUUAUGAAAGAGUGAGUGCAUUGCAAUGUGCCCUUAGUCACAUGACUGAAAAAAUAUGUUGUUUUGUGUGAUGCUUCUUAUUAGUAGUGCUUUGGAAGGUAGAAUCUGUGAGCACUUUGUUGUUGUUAAGUUUGAGUAUAAUUUGUGGAUUAUGAAUUUGUAAAUAUUCUUAAUUUAUUUAUCAAUAAUGUAUAAGAUUAGAUUUUAAUAAAAAUAU
Molecule: messenger RNA, 1315 nt
Organism: Saccostrea cuccullata (small rock oyster)
Lineage: Eukaryota; Metazoa; Mollusca; Bivalvia; Ostreida; Ostreidae
Product: homeobox protein not2-like
Exons: 3
Coding region: 203-1033 (276 amino acids)
Biological process (GO): neuron differentiation; central nervous system development; regulation of transcription by RNA polymerase II
Cellular component (GO): nucleus
Molecular function (GO): DNA-binding transcription factor activity, RNA polymerase II-specific; RNA polymerase II cis-regulatory region sequence-specific DNA binding
Source: RefSeq, a predicted model, not a curated record